AUGACUUCCACCCCCUCCCACCCCGGCUACAGCUCCUACUACGAGCGCAUGACCGGCAAUUGCACCCGCCUAGUCGCCGCCCAAAUGCUCUCCAAUAUCUUCCCGCCUAUAACUUCCUCCUCUUACAUCCUCGACAAUGCCUGCGGCCCGGGCAUGGUGACCGAGCAGGUCAAGCUCCUUCACCCUGAUGCCAGAAUCAUGGCUACGGAUCUUGCUCCAGCGAUGAUUGAGCAGGUCCAACAGCGAGUUGAGAGGGAAGGGUGGGGCAAUGUGGAGACUAAUGUUCUGGACGUCCGGGAUCUGAAGAGCUUCGGGGAUGACACAUUCUCGCACAUCUUCACGAAUUUCGGGCUGCUCGUGCCGGGGGACACGGAGGCAGGGGUAAAGGUCGCGGGGGAGUGCUUUCGCGUACUGAGGCCGGAGGGUGUUGCUGUGAUAUCUACGUGGGCUGACCGCGUGUGGCCCCCCGCGUUCUGCAACACAGCAUGCGCAAUCCGUCCGCACGAGCCCCCUCAAAACAGCAUCGCCAUACAGCCUGAAUGGAUGCGCGGCUCCUGGCUCCUCGCCCAACUCGAGAACGCCGGGUUCGGUAACAACGCCGAAGUCAGGCCAUGCCUGACGUACACGAGUGCGCCAACUUUGGAUAAGCUAGUGGACAACUUGCUACUGAUCAAGGAGAUGUUCUUCAAGGGGUAUAGUGAUGAGGAGCUGGAGAGGGCGAGGCCGGUUUUUAGGGAGGAAGUGCGGAAGUUGAGGACGUUUGAGGAACGGGACGGGGAGGUGAGGAUUGGGAUGAAGGCUUGGAUUGGGAUGGGGUGGAAGAAGGGGGACGAGGGGGAGAUCGCUACGUGA
Molecule: messenger RNA, 852 nt
Organism: Coniosporium apollinis CBS 100218
Lineage: Eukaryota; Fungi; Ascomycota; Dothideomycetes
Exons: 2
Coding region: 1-852 (283 amino acids)
Molecular function (GO): methyltransferase activity
Source: RefSeq, a predicted model, not a curated record